Messenger RNA from Pleuronectes platessa (European plaice), 9339 nucleotides. RefSeq lists its product as uncharacterized. Gene Ontology annotation, biological process: protein import; protein targeting. NCBI's taxonomy places the organism in Eukaryota, Metazoa, Chordata, Actinopteri, Pleuronectiformes, Pleuronectidae. The record is from RefSeq and is a predicted model, not a curated record. Gene Ontology annotation, cellular component: membrane. The coding region runs from base 327 to 8228 and encodes 2633 amino acids. Gene Ontology annotation, molecular function: ABC-type protein transporter activity; ATP binding. The transcript has 5 exons.
CGACCCAUGGAAACCAACCCAUUAGGGUGUGGUCAACAGUAUAUAAAUCAGGUUUAAUGAACAGGUGGGUCUGAGACUCACACUUGUCUCUGGAGGAGAAAGGAGUUCAUGAGAUUCAAGGUUGGCUGCAAACUACACUGACACUGCCCUUCUCCCACGACAUCCGCAGAAUCUGCUCUUCGUCUGGUAGUAAUGCAUGCGCACCACCAUAGCGCCUCGGGGGACCUGUCGGCUGUGGCGGUCUCAGAGUGCGAUGGGCACGGUCCACCACGGGUGGGAAUAAUCUGGUCACACUUCAUUGCUAAGCUACUGAGAAAUUAAUAAGCAUGGGGAACGCACCAUCAGAGAGAAAAAUGGGCAACCGCCUGAGAUGCUGUGUAUGUUCUAAAGUCUUGCCUCCGUGCCAUUCUUUCAACGAUUUGUACAAAGCUACUGUCAUUGGCCAACAUGUUUAUGUCUACAAUGGAGGCGAAUACUACAGACCAGUCGGUUACGAUAAUCAAUACCAAUGCCAACAUUGUUUUUAUAAGCCAAUCAGAGAUGAGGAACAAAGGAAGAGAGAGGAAGAGAGGAGGAGAGAAGAAGAGAGAAAGAGAGAGGAGCAGAGAAAAGAAGAGGAGAGAAGGAGAGAGGAGCAGAGACAAGAAGAGGAGAGGAAGGCUCAAGAGGCUGAAAAAAAGAAACAAGAAGAAUUGAAUCAAAGGCUUGAGGAAUCACAAAGGCAAGCGGAAGAGCAUAUAGAGAGCACCAUGAAAGAGGAACUUGUGACCAAGCGACACGUUCUAAUAAGCCAUCUGCAUGAGUUUGAUGCAAAGAACGAAUCUGAUUAUGAUGAUCUUCUGGAAACUCUUUCAUCAAAAUGCAGCAUCCCAAUUUCAGACCUCAGUCUAGUUCAGCUGAGUGCUGACCAGCUGGGCAGCAUCCUGACAGCCCUGGACAAUCUCCUGUUUGAUGAAUGGAUCAGUGCUCCUCCAUCUCUGAGCACUCUGCAGCAUGCCCAGGUGUUAAUCACAGAGCUGUGUGCCCUGUCCCUGGAGAUAUCUGAGGGAGUUUCCCUGAAGGCCAUCUCCAAUCAUGUGCAGUCCCUGGUGAGCCACAUCAGCCAAUCAGCAUGCAAUGUCUCUGAGAGUUUCCUGCUAACUCAAGCCCUGUACCUGAACCUGAUGCACUUCUUCACUGACCCUGGCAGCUGUGAUGCAGCUUUCAUAGCUAAACAAUGGGCUGAGCAGGACCUCACAGCUGAAGAUCUCUUUCUUAUAGAAUUCUUGGGCACACUCACAACAUCACUACAGAGUGCAGUUGGAAGAGCCUCCGCGUUCAUUUUGAAGAUGGAGAUCCAGUGCUUGGAGCUUCUCCUGUCCACACUCACACAUUUAAAUGGCAAGGAGAGACAUGUAGGAUCCACUGAAAUACUCCUCAGAAUUGUGCAAACAAGCAAAUGGACACCAACUGAGGCAGUGACUCUGCUCAAAGUGCUGUCAGAGAAAUAUAAAGAGGAUGCUCCCAUCACUGAAGUGCUCACAUUAGUACAAGUGUAUGACCUAUCACCAGAGUGGACAGAUGACUCUGGAAACUCCCUCACCCAAGCUCUGGACGUCCUUGGCCCUGAGAGAUUCCUACUUGACUUCUGUAAGACUCUCAGAAAACAAGAUGAGAGCACUCUAGAUUCAGCUCUAGCAGAAUUAAAAACACUCAAUAACUUAGAUGAUUCUGUUGUCACCAUGAUGAAAAACAUUACCAACGGUGUCCUAAAAUAUUCAGAAAAAGCCCCAAAAGGUGAACCUUUUAUGAGAGAUUCCUUCAAAAGUGGAAACCUGAAUGUAAAUGAAAUCCAAAAUUCACUCUCUCAGCUGUGCAAAGCAGUGUCUGACACCAAAGGCUGGUGGCCAACAGUGCUACAGAUGCUGAGGUGGUGUAUGCUGGUGCUGACUGAGAAGACUGAAACACAAGGAUUGGUUGGUGUGAAGUUGGACCCAUGUGUCACAGCCAUGUUUGCAGCCACAAAAGUCCUCAUGGGUAAGAAAGUGGACAUUGUGUUGAGCUCUAACAUUUACUCACUCAAUCAAACUAAAGAGUGGUCUGACUUCUACAAGCACCUGGGGAUUUCACUCAACACAAACUUGAGGAAAGAAAACAUAUCAUUGAUGGAUGUCUAUGAAGCCGACAUUGCCGACAAAGCAAGGUCUGACACCAAAGGCUGGUGGCCAACAGUGCUGCAGAUGCUGAUGUUGUGUGUGCUGGUGCUGACUGAGAUGGCUGCAACACUCAACACAAACUUGAGGAAAGACAACACAUCAUUGAUGGAUGUCUAUGAACCAGACAAAGCAGUGUCUGACACCAAAGGAUGGUGGCAAACAGUGCUGCAGAUGCUGAGGUUGUGUGUGCUGGUGCUGACUGAGAUGGCUGCAACACUCAACACAAACUUGAGGAAAGACAACACAUCAUUGAUGGAUGUCUAUGAAGCCGAUGUUGUGUAUGGUACAAUGGAUGACUUUGUGUCUGAUUACCUUCAAUGUGGCUUGAAGGGAAUGGAAGCAGGGAGCCCUCUCCUUAGUCGAGGAUUUCUCAUUGAAGACAGAUGCCUCAGUGCUUCCUAUAAUCUCGAACUCUCAGUGCUCAAUGAAAAUAAUGCUUUGGUGUUUGCUGCAGACACUCUGAAAAGCCUUAUGGGUAAUUUUUACAUUGAGGAGAUGGAACUUAGAGACAGAUUUAUCAAGGCUCUUUUUCAGGUCCUACAUUCUAACCUUAGCAAAAGCACAGAUGAAGACAGUAAAGUCAUAGCCAUUUCACAAAAAUUCACUGGAAAAGAUUUGCCUUCCAAUAAGGUCUACAUCCUAUCCAUUCUUGAGAAACUCCUCCAAGAGUUUAGUGGAGAAACGGAAUGUGAGAAACAAGGGGCAUCCCUGGUUGGCAACUUGUGUUUGGAGAUUCUUUUUUACCAUGCAGGGCAAUUCCAGAUGGUGUCAAAUCUUACAGCACAAAAAAGAUGGUCACCAGAGGAGGUUAUAGCCCUCCUUGUAACAUUAACUGACCACCAUCACGAUAAAGACUGCAUUUCUAUCAUGAAGAUUUUACAUCUGAUAGAAACAUACCAAGUGUCUUCUAGGUGGACAGAUGAGAAGAAUCAGUCUCUCCUUGAGCUCUUGAGUGUCCUUGAUACUGAGAAAGUGAUGCAGCAUUUGGAUAGAUGCUUUGAAAAGGAGGAAACAAAAAGCCUUGAGUGUCUUUUUGAUGAAAUUCGGCAGAUGAAAAACAUUGACGAAAAAACCCUGGAGAAGUCUUAUUCUAUAGUAAAGGGGGUUGAAAACAUGAUUAAAUCGGGUGAAAUCAAAAAACAUACUAAUCUAAAGCAAGCUAAGAAGCUGAGUCAUAGCACAAAGACAGAAGACUUGCAGGAGAUCCUAGCAGUCUUAUGCAAUGCUGUACAUGUGUGCAUUGCUGAAGAAAAGUGGUGGCCCAGAGCCACUCAGUUGACAAGCUGGUGCUUCUUGGCUUUGUCUGACACUGGUAAGCUUCUGGAGAUGGGAACUGGAGAGGGCAAGUCAUGUGUCAUAGCAAUGUUUGCAGCGCUGCGUGUACUCCGGGGCGAAAAGGUUGAUGUGGUGUCCAGCUCAUCUGUGUUAUGUCAAAGAGAUGCAGAAGAAUGGAACAACUUCUACAAGUACUUUGACAUCACGGCUGACACAAACACAAACAAGACUAAAGAUGAGGAUAGAAAAAAAUGCUACCAGAAGGACGUGGUCUAUGGAACAAUUGAAACCUUUGCUGCAGAUCACCUUCGCCAGAUAUUUGAGAUGAAGGAUGUGAGAACAGAUCGCAGCUAUCAGUGUAUCAUCAUCGAUGAAGUGGACUCACUGCUGUUGGAUCAGGGAGUGCAGCUGACAUAUCUCUCCAGCCCCAUGGUCUCCAUGCAGCACCUGAAUGUUAUCCUGGCCAUGAUCUGGGGCCAUGCCAGCCAGUAUGGCUUCCUGUCCACAGGACACAUCACAUUCGUACAGGGUCCCCCUUGUUCAUUCUAUAAGAGCAUAUUCGACUCAAUUGACAUGGAUGGAAUAGAUGACCCCAUGGACGUUUUACAUAUUGCUGAAGAGUCAGGGAUUGUGCCUAAGGGAUUUACAGAGGAAAUCUACAAUAGCGAAAAAGAUGAGAUUCUCAGGAAACUGAAAACCGUGAGUCAGAAUGACGUGAUAAAUUUUUUCCCAAAAAUUGAGCAGUUUGUCCCCUAUGGUUUCACUGUGUACACGUUAGAUGAUAAUGGAUUGCUCUCUCUUAGAAAGUCCACACCGUACAACAACCAAGACAUUCCAAAACUUACAUUUCUUGUUUUUGAUGAUGGCUUGUGUUCUGCUCUCUAUGAUUCUGAGGAAGUUCUAGCCAAUCCCAUCACAGAAUUCAUCUUAGAUAAGAUUCAGUACACUCCAUGCACAAACCAUACAGGGAAAAUCAGCAUCCCUGGAUUCUUGAAAAAUCUGAUCGAGAGUAAAUUGCCAGUUUGGGUUCAGAAUGCCUUUCUGGCAAAGAGACUUAGGCAAGGACGAGAGUAUGUUGUGGAAAAUGACUGUGUUUGUCCCGUUGACUACAGAUCCACGGGUAUCGUGGAACUAAAUAAGAAAUGGGGUGAUGGCCUGCAGCAGUUUGUUGAGAUCAAACACCAAAUCAAAAUGAGCACGAUUUCAACAGUGACAAACUUUAUCUCUAACCUUGCCUUUUUUGAAAAAUACGAUGGGAAAAUAUAUGGGACCACAGGGACACUGGGGAGUGAAACCGACAUGCUGUUUUUGCAGGAUCUAUAUCCCAAUCUCUCAGCCUGUAAAAUGCCAACUUUUAACCAGAGGAAAUUAUUUGAGGUCAAGGGCAAUCUGGAGACUUCAGCUGUAGAGUGGAAAUCUAAAAUUUGCCAUGUGAUUAUGGAUCAAGUUUGCCCAAAUUCAUUCAGAGAGGGGAGAGCAGCCUUGUUGAUCUGUGAAACUAUUACCAAAGCCAAAGAGCUCUAUGAAAUGCUAAAAAAUGUCAUCCCAGGUCAAAUCAUUCUCUACAGCCGGAGUGACAAAGACAGUUCAAGCAAAAUAAUUAAGAAACUGGAUCCUGGGGAUGUCAUUGUUGCCACAAACCUGGCUGGACGUGGCACCGACAUCAAAGUGUCUGACAAGGUGAACAAAAAUGGAGGAUUAUUUGUGGUCCUCUCCUUCCUUUCUGAGAACACGAGAGUGGAACUUCAGGCAUUUGGCCGAACUGCACGCAAGGGUAAACCUGGAUCUGCACAGAUAAUCAUGACCACUGAUCAUGUACAGGAGUCCCUCAAGACAGUGUCUUCUCUGGAGGAGGCAAAAGAAACAAGGAAUAGACUUGCAGCAGAAAGGACAAAUGACAUGAUGGCUGAUGUUACUGAGAUGAAACUGCGGGAGGACCUUUUCGCAGAAUACUGCAAGACCCUCCAGGGAAUUUACAGGAACACCGAUGGAGAUGAGCGAGGAGUUGUUGUUGCCAUCAUGAAUGAGUUCUGGGGGAUUUGGUUGCAAACUAAAUCAGAGGAAAUUGACAACUUAAAAAGAAAUGAAUUGGAAAAGAGCUUGAAAGCUGAUUUGUCCGUGGCACAAAGUCAUUCUCAAAUUCAGACUUCACCAUGCUCCAGCAUUUAUCACUACAUCCAGUUUGGGAAUCUCGCACUGAGCGAAAAAAAAUGGGACGUCAGCAUGAAGCUUUUUGAAAAAGCAAUGUUACAAGAUGAAAGUUGGGCAGCCAUAGCUUUUUACAAUCAUGCAUACUGCUCUAUAAAACAGCAGAAUGGAGAUUACCUGACUACGGCCGGCAAUGAUCUCAAGAAAGCACAGGAGUCUCUGAAGUACCUCAGUGAGGAAUGCAUGGUCUGCCUGCAGUUUGUAAAAAUGGCCUCUGUUGAAUUAAAAAGCAGUGAACAACCAACCAGCCUUGAAAAACAGUUAAUAACCAAGUGCAACUUGUUCAGCUACUUUGAUAAAAACAUUUGUGAGGCUAUGGAGAAGCUGAAGGAAAUAAAAGACAAAGGAAGGGAUGCAACAACCAAGAAAUUACCCAUGUUCUCCCUGGUGUCAAGCACAGAUGAAGAUCUCCAAAUAGAGGCCUACAAUCUGUACAGUAAAGGUCUGGAAUAUGUGUUUUCCGUGGAAGAGCAGCCUCGGUUCCCAUGGGAAGCUCUGCUGGUGUUCUGUCUCGGCAUUCUGCAGAUCGUUGGAGGGACACUGCUCACUGCCUUUACGUUUGGAACAUUAGCUCAAGUCGGCAUUGGGCUGAUCAGUGAAGGAAUAUCAGAAUGCAUCACUGGCAUUAAGUCCAUGAUUAACGGAGAAUUCAGUUGGCAAUCAUGGGCUAUAGAAAAAGCAAUAUCUAUUGGUAUUUCUCUCAUUGGGUUUGGGGUUGGAAAGCUGAUUUCAAAGGGCUUCAAAGCUGCUAAAAUGUUGGUCAAGGGACCAUGCAAACAACUUAAGUCAUUACCAAAGUUUUUCUCCAAACAGGUUAAAGAAGGCCUGAGUGUUGUGACAAAGACAAACAUGAAGAAUGCAGUGAAACAAACAGCAAAGAAAGUGGCAGAAGAAAUCAUUAUUCAUGCAUUUGGGAAGGCAGAAGAUGCUGUAUUGGAAGAAAUACUAAAAGGUAUUAAGAAUCAGAUGACAAAGGUUACUGCAAAUUUUGUAAAAAACAACAUGGAAAAGGAUCCUUUGGCUGGAUUGAUAGAAUCCAUUUUGCUCUCUCACCUUGAGGAUAAAAAACAAAUGUCUGAUCUCCUGCAGGAUAAGAACAGAAAGGGCAAACGUCUGGGUAUUUUCAAGACGAUAAGCAAAACGGCCUUACAGCCAUUCUACGCUGACCUCGAAUGGCAGAACAAGCUGAACUCAUCCAUCACUAAGGUGAUUGACAGUGCAGCAUCAGAGGCCAAAGGCAAAACACUUAGAUUUCUGAAAGUCAUUCAAUGCAUUCACAUGGCCUCACUGGCAGCAGAAGCCACCUGUGCAGUCUCCCGGCUUUCAAGCCAGUUUUUCUCCAACCUUCACAAAGAGCUGAAUACAUUUAAAGAGAAAAACCAAUUGACAGAGAAAGUGAAACGAAAUGAUCUGUCUGCUUCAGAAAUGAAGAUCCUGGAAGACUUCAAGCAGGAUUUAGCCAACGAAACCAGUGCUUUAUUAGCAGAUGCUUUGGUAGAAGUGUUCCACCAAAAGUUCUCCAGUCACUUUGUUUCAAAGGCCGUAGGCCAAGUGAAUAAUACCAUUAGGGGUUAUGUAAGAACUGGCUUGAAGAGUGAAAAAACAGAGGACAAACUCAUGGCUGGACAAAACAACAGAUACAUCUCACACAUGUCAGUAGACAUGAAUUCAAAACGUAAACAGGACAGAGAGUCUGGUAAACGCUCAGAGUCUCAUGCUGAAAAGAUCAAGGACUCCUCGACAGCCACUACUAUUCUUGAUAUCAGAGUCCUAUCAGAAACCACUGGCACUAAGGUUGUCAUCCUAACACAAGACAGCCAUGGUAAGCUUACCAAAAUGCAGGAGCUGAGCCCAAGCACCAAAUCUGCCAGUCAAACGGUGACACUGAUUUACACACCAAAGAGUUCACAACACCCAGACGGCCAUUAUGAUGUGUCCAUCAAUAAUAAGACUGUGAAAGUAACCACCAAAGAAAAGAGCAGCCUGUUUCAUGCUUUGGCACAAGGCUUGAAACCAAAGGCCACCAAAGAAGAGAUUGCCUUGGAAGCAGGCCUCCUCCGAUCUUUGGAGGCCGACGCUCUAGUGAAACACUCAGAUCGAUGGGAGCCUUUCCUCAAGUACAAAGAGAGGACGGAUGAAAUCAGAGGAGGAGACUGGUAUAUGGCAAAGGAAGCCGGACUAAAAGAGACAGUAAAAGAAAACAAAAAGGUGAUCAAGGAUGGAAAAGUGAAAAAGUACAACGACUGGGUAAAACAUGUAAACAGCAAGCCAAGCACUGGACAGUUCAUCAAAGCAGCUCACCAACCACCAGCGAGUAGUAUAUCGCAAGCUGGAGAAUUGAAUCAGAAUAGCAAAUUAGCUAAAGCCAUGCUUGAAGUGGUAACAAAGUCAACUGCUGAUGUGGAAAAAUACAAUGGCCUUGGACUUCCAACUAUUUAUGUGUCAACACCCACACAGGAAGCAAGUCUCCAAACUCCUCUAAUGCAAAGUGGGAUAUUGACACCUGACAAUAUGGCUGGCAAAGAAGUCAGGAAAACUACAGAGGUCUAAAUACCUGUCAUGACGUUUGUGUAGACACCUGUCGGUAUUCAUUUUAAUGAUGUUUUUAUGGGGGUUUGGUAAAUUUAUAUUGCUUGGGAUUUAAAGAUAUAUCUUAUCAUACAUUGGAAUUUAGUAUUCACAUGUAAAUGUAAGAGUUGCAACUUGCUAUAUAACCCAAAGAUUACAGCAAGAAAAUCUUAUCCUAUGUAUUUCACAUGUGUUUAAGAUAUUUUAAAGUAAGUCUGAAAAAGUGAAUUCCAUGGUAAAAUAUUUUUUCUGCCAUUGGUUAUUCAGAUCGCUACAACAAUCAUACAUGCCAUCAAGAAAUCUAGAUGUGUAAUCAGAGAAAUCCUAAAUGCUGUUCUGCGAUGGGAUAAGUGUAUUUCAGGCUCAGUUGUGUUUACCGUUGCUUAUGUCACAUUUAAAAUGGGAUUUUCUAGCCUUUUAACUUUGAUUGUAUUAACUUUAAAAUUAUAUAACAGACUUAAACCAUAUAAUUGAAACACAAAAGAUGCUCUGUUGCUUUCUGUAGUAACCACGUGAUUGAUACAAGCUGUUAAACUAAAGAGCAUUCAUCUAUUCCAAUGUGAUCCUCAACUAAAAAGGAAUUUUCUCUUUAUUUUAUUUGUUUGUGUUAAUUUUGGGGUUUGGGUGAAGGUGUGUGUGUUGGUGAGGUGUUUGGUUGUUGAACUAUAAGUAUCUAUGUUCAGAUAUAUGGUAUAUAUACACUGUCUGAUAUGUAUCACACUUCGAUAUAAUCUCCAGCUUUUUUAUACAAUGAAGAAUUUGUUCAUUAUGGUUGUGAACAUUUUAGUGUGGAGAAUUUGUUACACUAGAAGACUGCAGUAUCAGUCAUGACUCCAUAAACUGUGACCUACUGGAGUGACUAGAUUUACUCUCUACAGAUUCACCAAAACUCAAUUCUGAACUUCCUGUGCAAGUAUAUUUGAGAUUUAUAGGGUACUGCAUACCGGACAUUCUAAUUCCAACCCGUAAUUCCUAGGGUUAGGUUAAGGGUUAGGGUUAGGGCUAUUCCUUUAUAUAAUGUUCAGUCGUAUAUUCUUUGGCUUAUCAUUGCUGUGUGAAAAUCUCAAAAUAAAUCAGAUUAUCAACAACAUAA